Molecule: messenger RNA, 3027 nt
Organism: Oryzias melastigma (Indian medaka)
Lineage: Eukaryota; Metazoa; Chordata; Actinopteri; Beloniformes; Adrianichthyidae
Gene: lck
Product: LCK proto-oncogene, Src family tyrosine kinase
Exons: 13
Coding region: 561-2057 (498 amino acids)
Biological process (GO): innate immune response; T cell differentiation; B cell receptor signaling pathway
Cellular component (GO): extrinsic component of cytoplasmic side of plasma membrane
Molecular function (GO): ATP binding; signaling receptor binding; non-membrane spanning protein tyrosine kinase activity
Source: RefSeq, a predicted model, not a curated record
AGAUGCAUUUAUAACUUUAACGUGGUUGGAUUUCUUGUGUGCGACUUUUUAUUUAAAUGAUCAAGCUGCAGAUUCACACCCUGUCUCACCUUAAAGGUCAUAAACACAUAAACAUUUCCUCACUCCAGUCUCACGGCCCACCCAAAGCCCCCAUUUUUGUCAACCGUGUUGGAACAUUUCAGGAAAGGCGCCGUCCUGACCCCUUUUACCGUGAAGCCUCAACGUUCCCUCGCCACUCACACACACAGCUGCGCAGCGAGCACCUGUUUUAAAGCCUGCAGCGCACAACCCUCAACAUUUCAACGACAGGAAACUCUUUGGGUUGCUCUUCCACAGCCUGCGCAUGUGUGUGUGUGAUGCCACAUCAGCAACUGCUGCAGUCUUAGUUUUAAUAAGGUGAGCGGAUGAUGACAGCUUCACACCCAAGUUCUAAAAACACCCUUUUUGCUGAAUAGAUCUCAAGAAGGAACGUGUUGAAAAACAUUUAUAACUGGAUGGCGGCACUUAAAAUCUAAGAUUACGGGACGAGUGAGGUGAAAUUUCACAUCUUUAGAGGAAAGAUGGGAUGUGCUUGCAGUACGGACUCGGAAGAAUGGCUGGAGAACGUGGAUGACAUUUGCGAACACUGCAACUGUCCGAUACCGCCCCAGUCAAGCAACACAUACACAGAACAGCUGAUUCAACACCCAUCAUCGUAUUCGCCGCCCAUGUCGCCCUUGACAGACAACAUUGCUCUGGCCGUGUACAGCUAUGAACCCAGACAUGAUGAAGACCUGGGCUUUGAGAAAGGAGACAAACUCAAGAUCCUUAACAAGAAUGACCCGGAGUGGUACCUGGCAGAGUCCCUCACCACGGGCCAGCAGGGCUACAUCCCAUUUAACUUCAUCGCGAUGACCACAAUGGAGACUGAACCGUGGUUUUUCAGGGACAUUUCUAGAAACGAUGCCAUGAGGCUUCUCCUCGCUCCUGGAAACACUCAGGGCUCCUUCCUGAUUCGAGAGAGUGAGACAACCAAAGGGUCAUACUCGUUAUCAGUUCGAGAUCUGGACCACAACACAGGUGAAGGGGUCAAGCACUACAGGAUCCGUAACCUGGACAACGGCGGCUUCUACAUCACCGCCAAAAUCUCCUUCAACUCGCUGAAGGAGCUCGUCCAGCAUUACUCGCGGGAGGCCGACGGGCUGUGCUCCACUCUGGGGAAGCCAUGCCAGUCGAGGGCGCCGCAGAAGCCGUGGUGGAACGACGAGUGGGAGAUUCCCAGAGAGUCGCUGAAGCUGAUGCAGCGGCUUGGAGCUGGACAGUUUGGAGAAGUUUGGAUGGGUGUCUACAACAAUGACAGUAAAGUUGCAAUCAAAAACCUGAAGAUGGGCACGAUGUCCGUGGAAGCUUUCCUCGCUGAGGCCAACAUGAUGAAGAACUUGCAGCAUCCUCGGCUGGUCCGUCUCUUUGCCGUGGUUACCCAGGAGCCGAUCUAUAUCGUCACGGAAUACAUGGAAAACGGCAGCCUGGUGGACUUUCUAAAAACACAGGAGGGAGGCAAUUUACCCAUCAACACCCUGAUAGACAUGGCGUCUCAGGUGGCUGAUGGCAUGGCGUUCAUCGAGCAGAAGAAUUACAUCCACCGGGAUCUGCGAGCUGCAAACAUCCUGGUGUCUCAUGAGCUCAUCUGUAAGGUGGCUGACUUUGGACUGGCAAGACUCAUCGAGAACAAUGAAUACACAGCCAGAGAGGGUGCAAAGUUUCCCAUCAAAUGGACAGCUCCUGAAGCUAUCAACUACGGCACGUUUACCAUAAAAUCAGAUGUGUGGUCAUUUGGCAUUCUGCUCACGGAAAUAGUGACAUACGGGCGAAUUCCUUACCCUGGUAUGUCCAACCCAGAGGUCAUUCAAAACCUUGAGCGAGGCUACAGAAUGCCGAAGCCAGACGGCUGCCCCGAUGGGCUUUACGCCAUCAUGUGCCAUUGCUGGAAGGAGAUUCCAGAGGACAGACCCACCUUUGAAUACCUGAAAAACGUCUUGGAGGACUUUUUUGCUUCCACAGAGAGGCAAUACCAUUAGCAACACCGGAUCCAACAGACAAACAUAUAGUUGGAUGAAAAGCUGAAUGCUGGACUUCAAACUUAAGUGUUUCUUUUUUCUAUUAAGAGAGUAAACAUGAAGACGUUCAAACUUGGACUUUUUUUUAACUUCAAACUAUUACAGAAGAAAACGUAACCCCCACGAGAGAAUAAGAGACUGUUUGACGUAGCAGGAAAAAGCAGCUGCUCUCCUUGUGGUCCUAUAAUGUGUAAAUAUUGUUAAAGUGCUUCAAACUGAGUUUACCUCUACUGUCUGAUAAAGUAGAAAACUUUGAGCAAAUCUUUUGUGUGGCUAAAACUAAACCAGAACUCAAACUUUUGUUGAUUAAUUGCUGUGACAUAUGAAAUGCAAAAAAGUUUAAUUCCUUUUUUGUACUUCUUCACCAAAGCUAAUUCACCUGGAUUUGAUACAUUUGCACAAAAAUAUGACAUUUUCCUUGUCUUGAUUAUAAGGUAUUUGCAACCUUUUUGUUGGGACUGAUGGAUUCUAAAGAUGGAGCAACCUGCAGAUUCUUGGACGAUAUGACCUCAAACUAAUAUCCUCCAUCCAUCCAUUUUCUUGACCUGCUAUCCCUUUCGGGGUCACAAGGAUGCCGGAACCUGUCAUAGUCACUGCUGGGUGAAGGUGGGGUACCCCCUGGACAGGUCGCCAGUCUGUCACAAGGCUAACUAACAUCUUAAUACUUUUAAUGUUAUCAUAACUCCCAAUUUUGUUUAUAUGAAAUCUGUUCUGCAUAAAUGGUUAAGUAAAUAUUGUGAAUAAAAAGACUUGAAGGGAGAAAUCACAAUGAUGCUGACUUUUUGACUAUUAAUAAAAUGUCUAUUCAAGGCUCUCUUAAACAUGAGGCUGUUUUAAACAUCUUCAGUCUGAGUGUGUGAUUGUGUGUGGCUACAUUUUUAUGUAGCAGAGGCUAAGAUUUAUGCUAGCGAGACACGGAGCUAUGAUAAUC